This is a messenger RNA of Lynx canadensis (Canada lynx), 984 nucleotides long. RefSeq names its product securin-like. Lineage: Eukaryota; Metazoa; Chordata; Mammalia; Carnivora; Felidae. The record is from RefSeq and is a predicted model, not a curated record. The transcript has a single exon. Bases 313 to 918 code for a protein of 201 amino acids. Gene Ontology annotation, cellular component: nucleus; cytoplasm. Gene Ontology annotation, biological process: chromosome organization.
CUUCAGAGAUAAUUGCUAUAUUAAAUUAUAAGAGUAUAUUCCAGGGUAUCCCAACUCUAGUUGUCAAAACUGAAUAUCUUGUGUGAUUUUUAAUGAUAGUUCAUGAAAGAUUGUUCUGGAAAAUGGCUAACAUUAAAAUAUCCAGUGCAAAUCUAACUUUCUUUGCUGGAUAUAAAAUUCAUCUAAGAAAUGGUGCAUCUUAUUUUCUAGAUAGUGAUCUUGAGGGAAAUAGUGCUGAGCAGAAAAUAAAAACUCUACUUGUAAUGCUAUUGUUGGCUCUUACGUGGGCGAACCGAGUGGUCCUGAUCCAGAAUGGCUACCCUGAUCUUUGUUGAUAAGGAAAAUGGAGAACCGGGCACCCGUGUGGCUCCCAGGGACGGGCAGAAGCUGCGGUCUAAGCCUCCAGUCAAAACUUUAGGUGGGAGAUCUCAGGUUUCAACACCACAAGUAGGCAAAAUGUUGGAUGUUCAAGCAACCUUGCCUAAAGUUACCAGAAAGGCUUUGGGAACUGUCAACAGAGCCACUGAAAAUUCAGUAAAGAACAAUGGACCUCUCAAACAGAAGCAGCCAAACUUCUCUGCCAAAAAGGUAACAGAGAAGACUGUCAAAGCAAAAAGCACUGUUCCAGCCUCGGGUGACACCUAUCCUGAAAUAGAAAAAUUCUUUCCCUUCAAUCCUUUAGAUUUUGAGAGUUUUGACCUGCCUGAAGAGCACCAGAUUGCACACCUCCCCUUGAAUGGAGUGCCUCUCAUGAUCCUUGAUGAGGAGAGGGAACUUGAAAAGCUGUUACACCUGGGCCCCCCUUCACCUCUGAAGAUGCCCUCUCAACCAUGGGAGUCUAAUCUGUUGCAGUCUCCAAGCGUUCUGUCGACCCUGGAUGUUGAAUUGCCACCUGUUUGCUAUGACUCAGAUAUUUAAAUUUCUUAGCACUUAAUAGUUUGUAUGUUUUGUAUUAAUAAAGAAAUUCUUUAAUAGACUCUUCCU